AAUCCCAAGACUAUAUAUUAUAAAUUUAUAAUAUCAUCUUCUUCCCCUCAUAAAAAGUCUAAAACUCUUAGCUUUUUACAGGUCAAAUUUAUGAGAAUUAGCAAGUGUAUGUGAAGAAGAAUUAUGAUUAAUUAUUAUUAUUAUUAUUAGUAAGCAAUAAUUAUUAUAAAAGUUUGAUAAUAUCUAUGAGUUUCAAGCAAGAUCUCGUUUAAUUUGAUACAUUAUUUCUUCACUUUGAAAUUGGUGUAAAUCUCUCUUCCCUUUUACUUUCUCUACACGAGAUCCAAACACGGUACUCCUCCCCUUUGCUUCAAUCACCCCUUUAAUUUCCCCACGGUAUAUCAACCUUUUCAUUACAUACAUUUUCUCCCUUCCCUAAACCCGCCCCUUCACAUAAAUUUACACACUUCGUUACACAACACAACACGAUACAAUCACUUGUCUAUAUUUCUUUUUUCGCGACUGAAUUACUUAUCAGUCGCAAAUUUAGAUACAUACAUACGGUCGGUCAUAGGUUUUCAUUUUUUCUAAUCAUGUGAAAAAAGUAAAAAAAAAAAAUUCUUCAUGAAUUUGUAACCUAUUUUUUUGUAUUUAAAUUUAAAAUUUAGGAAAGUCUAAGCAAAGGUGAAGUAGUAUAAUUUGUUGACUUUGGGUUUGACAGUUCAAAUCUGGUGAAAGCUGCUGAUAAAUCACUAAAAAACACAGCUAUAUACCUGCCUUAGCUUUAGCUGCUCUACUCAAAAAGGAGAAAAUCCUUCUCAACUGUUUUUCUAAGUGACCUUUUUACAUCAUAUCUUCUCUUCAAGGGUAGAUCUUCUUGUUGCUUUUUUCUUUACUUUUAUAAAAUAUAUUUUCUUACUAUUAUUCUUGAUUUGAUGUUUUUUGUUUUUAAAUAUAGGUAAGCUUGAAUUUGACAUAGAGAUUAAGGAGAAGAUAAAGGAAAUGGCGUCGUCGUCGAAUUCGCCGUGUGCAGCGUGCAAGUUUCUAAGGAGAAAGUGUCAACCAGAAUGUGUUUUUGCGCCCUAUUUUCCACCAGACCAACCUCAGAAAUUUGCAAACGUGCACAAAGUGUUUGGUGCUAGUAAUGUAACAAAGCUUCUGAAUGAGCUCCACCCACAUCAAAGGGAGGAUGCGGUCAACUCGUUAGCUUACGAGGCGGACAUGCGCCUUCGGGAUCCUGUCUACGGCUGCGUGGGUGUGAUUUCCUUGCUUCAGCACCAGCUUCGACAGCUCCAGGUGGACUUGUCUUGUGCUAGGACCGAGCUGUCUAAGUACCAGAGCUUUGCUUUCCCCACCCCCGCUACAGGAGGUUGUAGUGGGGGUGGUGGGGUUAUAGCGGCUUCUGCUAUGACAAGUACGGCUGCUACGGCAACAGCCGCCAACCACCACCACCACCACCAUUCUCAGUCCCUCGGAAUUGGCCUUCUUGGAAUAGGUGGUGGUGGUGGGUUUUCUGCUGGUGCGAGGGACCAACACCAGCAGCACUUAUACUCCCACCACCAAUUUUUCCCGAGCAACCACCAAGCGGGUGCUGGACUUGGGAUUAAUAGUAUAAGAGGUUUCGAUAUGGCGGCGGGUGGUAGUGGAAGUCACGGUUAUGAUGCUGGCCUUCUUGCCAUGAACAUGAAUGUCUCGGCUGCAGCCGGUAUCGGACAGCUUAGUCAGCUCCAUCAACAACCUACUGCUAGGACUGCCGGUGGCGAUGACCGCCGUAGUAUUGAUCCGUCUUAAUCUCCUUAGGGUUUCAUGCCAUGGCUUCUUCUCAAACCCUACCAUAGGCUCGUAAACAUGGAAGAUCUAGCGAAAUUCACUAUUUUGAAAGGAAAAAAUGAGAGACCAAGCAAGAUAGAAAUGAUCAAAAGGAGCAAGACAAAUGAGAUAGAGGAAGUUGAUGUCCUCAUAUAUCCAUAUUAUUAACAUCUUUACAUUGAAAUUUUUUGCCAUAUAUGUGUACCUAUUUUAUCUCUUUUUUUUCCCUUUUUUUUUUCUUCUCCUAAGAAAUCUAAAUUCUGUCAUAUUUUAUGGGACAAAUACAUGCAUGUGUUCUGGUGU
Chenopodium quinoa (quinoa) is the source of this 2052-nucleotide messenger RNA. Its product is annotated as LOB domain-containing protein 6-like. The transcript is spliced from 2 exons. The record is from RefSeq and is a predicted model, not a curated record. NCBI's taxonomy places the organism in Eukaryota, Viridiplantae, Streptophyta, Magnoliopsida, Caryophyllales, Amaranthaceae. The coding region runs from base 943 to 1731 and encodes 262 amino acids.